This is a messenger RNA of Cyphomyrmex costatus, 5445 nucleotides long. RefSeq names its product nesprin-1-like. Gene Ontology annotation, biological process: nuclear migration. Gene Ontology annotation, cellular component: meiotic nuclear membrane microtubule tethering complex; nuclear outer membrane; cytoplasm. Bases 308 to 4600 code for a protein of 1430 amino acids. Gene Ontology annotation, molecular function: actin filament binding. The transcript is spliced from 10 exons. The record is from RefSeq and is a predicted model, not a curated record. Lineage: Eukaryota; Metazoa; Arthropoda; Insecta; Hymenoptera; Formicidae.
ACUCUCCGACGCUGGAAUUCCACGACGAAGACGAAGCACAAUAAAUAGCCUCAAGGGUUUGAACGGCGAUUUGGGUGCUCGAGAAGUUCUCAUUGGCGAAUUACGUGCCGCUGCCGAGCCUCUGCGGGAGAGUUGCGCCACAGAGGUCCGCGAGAGGGUCGACGCCGCAGUAAAUGAGGCCGUACAGGCUUGGGAGGACACAAGGGCCGAAUUGGAUGCCCUUUGCACCCGAUAUCAACACGCGUGCAGACUCUGGCAGCAAUACAGAGAUUCUAGCGCCGCGGUGAAGGCUUGGGUAGAUACCCAAAUGAACAAUGUGGUAAAUUUGCCACCGGAGGAAGCAGUCAAGCAAGUUAAGGUUUGCGAGGAGACACUGGCGGAGCACAAAGAAAGACUAGCGGAACUGCGCGGUCUGGUGGCACAGAUCGCAUCGGAUGUGGGUUUGGACGCUGGUGGACCGCUGCACUGCGAAGUUGAAGCGCUAGGUCAACGACUCGAAGAUGUUCGAGAAACCUUGUCGACCCUCGCGGACACGGUGGAUGCCCAUGUCCUCAACCAGGAACUUGCCCGCGGUGAUCUAUGCCAGACGAAAAAUUUCCUGGAUUCGGUCCAACAGAGUCUGACAGCGGUGGGUCAAGGCGAGUCUAACGAACAACUGACAGUACUGCGAAAUCACCUACUCGCGUUAACACGAACCGAGCCGCAGCUUCAAUCCAUCAAGGAUCGCGCGUUAGAUGUUUCCGUGCAGGAACCGUCAGUGGUUGAGGUGGUCCAGUUAUGGCAACGCGUAUUUCAAGAAACCUUCCAGCAGUAUCACCGUUUGUCGACACGAUUAAUCCGCUCGCAAGAUGUGACUGCCGCGUUAAAGCUUUGGGAAGAAUAUUUGACGCAUGUACAAGAUUUUCUGUCGAGCGGUAUGCCAGGUGAUUACAAUAGUUUAUCGGAGCAUCGGAAUCUCUGUGAGGUUCAUCGAAAACUUUUACCUGAACAGCAGAAUCUCAUUUUAACGGUGCGACAAGAAGAAAAUCGUGAUGGAUCGAUCACUGAGCAAUUCAAUGCCUUAACAAAUCUUCACAAUGAGACAUUGGCGAGAAUAUUGGAGCGACAUGCGACAGUGCGUGACAGAAUAUCGGCUUGGGAUAGAUAUAAAUUAGAUCAAAGGAAAUUGUUGACGUGGUUAAAGGAAGUUGAACGAGAACGGCAACGUAUGAAUCUACAGUUUAUCCAUCUGAGAAGGCUUGAAAAGAUUCUGCAAAGAAUUCAGGCGCUGUUGGACAAGAUGCCAGUUGGCGAGACUCAGAUAAAGUCUCUUCAGGAGCAACAUGAAUAUCUCCUAACUAAUUGCGACGAGGCGUUGGCCAUCUCAAUACGCAUGGAACACGCUGCAAACGUACAACGGAUCGCGAAUCUACGAGCCGGUUUGGAAACCUGGAGGGAUUUUGUUCAGCGAGUACAGAAACUGCAUGAAGAACACGUCAAGCAGUUUGAGAUGAUCGUCACAACCUUCCAGGAAAUCAGCCAAACAUUAAGUGCGGCCUUUCACGCGGGACCAAUAAGUCUAUCCAAGACGAAAGAACAACUUGACUCGCUUGAACAUCUGAGAACUCACCUAACUAGCGCGCAACGCAAUUUGGAAUCACUUGGUGUAAUCACGGAACAAUUGAGGGAGUGUUUGAGCCCGAGCGACAUGAAGACAUUAAAUCAACAAGAUGCUCUUCUGACGCAACAACACGGCGAUCUUGAAUACCAGUUAGCUUUAUUAUCGUAUAGACUCGGAGAACGUUGUGCUCUUCAUGGUCGAUGGGAGAAUAGAUUAAAUAAAUUGUUGUCGUGGAUGGAGGAUGCAGCGAUCAGAACGCAAGACCAUGACACAAUGGCAUUAGACGAACCUGAAGAGGCAUUGAAGCGAUUUGAAUGCGAGCUACAAACGGAGAUGAGCUUGAAACAGCGCGAACUUGAGUGGUUACAAAAUAUCGGGCAAGAGCUAAUAGAAGUCGCCGAGGAGACAGAGAAAAUAAAACUCCAGCAAUCCUUAGAUGAAGUUAACGAGAAGUGGAACCGUUUAAUGGCCGGUGGUAAAGCAAGAGCUAACAAGCUAAUCGAUCUAAUUCAGACUAUGAACUCAUUGCUCAAGAGGAUAGCUGAUUUACGGACUUGGCUAACCGGUAUCGAAAAUCAGCUAUCGGAAACUAUCAUUAUCGAGAAACUCACACAGAAAAAUAUCGAUAAAAAGCUCGAAGAUCACGACUAUCUCAAGAUUAAUAUUGAGGCUGAAAGCGGUAAUAUCGGCGAAGUGCUAAAUUUAUGUGAAAUUCUGUUAAACGAUUGUGAUACAUGGAAAGCCUCUUUUAAUAUGGACACAAUAAAAAACGGUAUGGAAGGUCUAGAGAAACGAUGGAAAGCUGUGUGCAUUAAAUCUACCGAGCGCAAGCGAAAAAUCAUGAUGAUUUGGAAGCUGCUGCAAGAGCUGGAGAAAACCAGAUGCGAGCAUGAACCAUGGCUAGUCAAAACAGAGAAAUCUCUAUUGGAAUUGGACAACGAUCUUACAAAAAUCUCGAUAGAAGAAUCAAGGAAAUCAAGGAAAAUAACCAAAAAAGCUAAAUCGAUCGCUAAAGAUAUCGAAGCGCAUCAGAAGGCCUUGAAAAUCCUAGAACAGAUAUUUGGGCGUCUGGCCAAGUCCGGAUUGGAUCCCGAUAACUUUAGGUCUCUUACGGCCGAGACACGGAAGAUCAUUGACAGAUGGUUGGUUCUGGAGACAAAAAUCAACGCCAUCAUCUCGAGCAUUCAACGGGAACAAAAGACUUAUCGUGAGUUCGUAUCCACGCAUGGUACUGCAGUAAUGGGCCUGACGCAGGUGGAUGUUCGCCUAACACAAAUGCAGCACCUCGCCACACCUGAGCAAAGAUCAUCGUUGCGACGAAGACGUCAACAGUUGAGUGAAAUUGAGGAAGAGCUCGAUACUCAAAACGUCACGCUGCGCAAAGCAGACGAAUUGGCAUUGCGAGUUAUGCAGGAGAGCAAUCCUGAUGACGUGGCCGCGAUUCAGAAACUGGUAGACGAAUAUCAACUCUUGUGGCGGGAUAUUAAGUCACGAGUAGCCGCGCUGAAAGAGGAAUUGAAAACGCAAGAAAGAUCGAAGGUCGACGAGGCGGUGCAGGUAGAAACUUUGAAAUUUGAGCAAGAUAUCGCGGUUCAAGUAGACACCCUACCAAGAAUCAAAAUGACUUCAUGUGACGUAUAUUUGAUGGAAUUGGAAUCUGCCCUGAACGAAUGCAACAAAGUCCUAAAUGCCCUAGAAGCAGCAGUAACACCUGAUCCCAUUACCGAUCCUGGGCUUAACGCGGUUGCUAAAACUAUCACUAAACUAAUCGGAAUUUGCCAGUCCUCGAUAGAACUGGUACGCCACCUUCAUAGUCUGCUCAUGGAAGACGGCACAUUGACUGUAGGAGCUGCUAAAAGUAGCGAGGUAACAGCACUAAUAGCUCGAUACGAAACACUCAUUGCACUAGCAAGAGCACGUGAACAGCAAAUCAAAGAGCUCAGAUCACCCGUCACCGAUGGUUACGUUAUUCCAUGUGACCACGAUAGUGGCAAACUGACCUGUCCAUUAUGCUCUCGUCGUAAUUGGGCUCAGCUGGACAAUGAUUUAUGGCGUUUAGAUAAAUGGUUGGAGUACGCCGAGGGUAUACAAAGUGAGCAGCACUCGCCACCCAAUGAUUUAGAUCAUUUGGAGUACAUAAUUUCUAAUUAUCGCAAGUUUCAAUUGGAUCUGGAUAGUCACGAGAGUAUCAUAACAAAUCUGAAUGUAGUUGGUACUCACCUAGCCAAUCAUACUGAAGACACGGAACGUACGAAGAAGCUUUGUGACAGAUUGGCUGUGGCAAAUAGCAGAUGGGAGAAAAUUUGUACAGCUAAUGUGGAGUGGCAGAAUAAGCUGCAGCACGUUCUCAUGACAAAUCGCCAACUUUAUGGUAUAAUAGAAAGUACACGAGAUUGGAUAACAAAAAAUGAGCUUAACAUUGCAGCAAGUGAACCAAUCGAUCUGACCGCACCUAGUAACAUCCUAAAAGCAAAAUAUGAUGCAUUCAGGGCAAUCCGAAAGAAUUUUGAGAUUUGCGAGUCACGAAUAAUAACGUUACAUAAUGCGACUAAUUAUGUUUUGGACGAAGAAACAGAAAUCAGAACGCGUGUACAUGAAGUGCGAUUAAGGUUACAGUCGUUAAGAAGACUCACAGGAAUCUAUGCCCUUAAAAUAGGAGUUGCCCUAGGACUGGACCCACAGGAUAUCGGUCUCACUACUACGUCUCUUGCAUCUCUCUCACAUGACCUGCUCGACGAAGCUGCCUCUGGGACUGCUCAGCCUCACGCCACCGGCACAGAUGGUGACGGAAAAGACCAAUCGGUAUCAACACGUGGUUAUCGCUUCUUAGGACGAGUUCUACGAGUAUCCCUUCCAAUCCAAGCAUUGAUGCUGUUAUUGCUUGGCGUCGCAUCUUUGGUACCAUCUGCAGAAGAAGACUACAGUUGUAUGCUUUCUAAUAAUCUUGCGAAGAGCUUUACGCCGAUAGUCUUUUAUCCGAAUGGACCGCCACCUGUGUAACAGUAAACGACGUCCAGAGGCCUAAUUCCUGAAUAACAUUGUAUACGAAAAUACUAGAGAAAUCUAUAAUAUACGUAAUCAUAGUAUUAUCAACGUAUAUCAUAGUAUUUUCAUACAUUUUGGUAUGUGACAUUUUUCAAGAAUAUGGUCCCUGAUCGUUUUACUACGUUUGCCAAUUUAAGAUUGAUACUUUUCAUGGAACAUUGACGAAGCAAGCCAAUACAAAGCUGAUCAAAUUUCUUUACCUUUACCUUGCGUAAUUAGCAUUGAAAGAUACGAAAUUCAAACUGCCCUGAGCUUUUUUCGUCAAUGUUUUUAUUGACUGCAGCCGCAGUGCGCGUAUCACAGAAAUCUUUAUAUAAUAUAUGUAUAUUGUAAUUUUACACACGAAUUUGUACGUAAGUAAUUAAUGUAACGGACCAAGCGGUGACUGAAAAUAUGUAGCCGACGCGAAAACACAUUCUUUAAUUUAUUAUUAUAAAAUAUAUGUAUAGAAUAUUGUAUAUUUCGCUAUAAAUGCAGUGCGUGCAAUAUCAUGCUCCUUCCCGCGCAAAGCGUGCACGGUCAAAUGUCUUAGUAUCAUAAUGAAUAAUACCCAUUUUGACAAUGUAUUUAUUGUAAAGACAUUGACUGAUUUGAAACGUUCAAAUGUAUGUAUCGACCUUGUAUAUUAACCCUUCAGUUGCGAAAGGCAUACAUACAAUUUUGAGAAAGUUGUCUUUCAUUUGCGGGAAAACAUAUAUAUGUGUAUAUAUAAAUAUCUAGUUGAAAUUUGGAACAUUCUUGAAGCGAAAAUUAACAAUUUGUCCAAAUUCAACAGGCUUAUAAAAAUUAAUAUAUAUAGC